GAGUCAGUCUGCGUUCGCCAGUCGUCGCGACGUCCUCGCGAAACCGUCGUCGAUUCCCUCUCUUUGCGACUAGUUGGCCCUCCUCCUUCUCGUAGUCGUCAUCUCGUCUAUUUUACGCCUACAUGCGUAAUAUAUCUUAGAAUUUUCAAAUAAUUUACGAGGCAUUAUUUACCACAAGUUCAUACAAUUUUUCGACGAACUUCUGAUAUAAUAAUUCUAAUAAAUUUUCUCUCGAUUAAAAUUCGUAAGAGAAAGUUCUUCGAGUGUUAUUCGUUAAACGUUAAUCGUUAACUCUAUUUCUUUCUACGGGAUAGUGUUUGAAGAAAACUACGUAUAAUAAAUAUAUUUUUAUUAUUUUGAUGUUUUGAAAGAAAUCAUUGCCGAGACUAAAAAAGAUCUAGAAAGAAAAAGAAAAAGAGAGAGAGAGAAAGAGAGAGAGAGAGGGAGAGAGAGAGAGAAAGAAAGAGACAGUGAUAUCGGUGAGAUAUAAAAGAAAGUGAAGAUAUAAUACCCAUAAAAGGGAAAAGAGGAAGAGAGGAAAGACUUUUCUUUCACCGAAGAUAUAAUAUCGACUGUUUUCAAAAACUCUGCCCUCUAGAUCGUUCCAUUUUCUCUACAUUUCUUUUUUAUAUAUAUAUAUAUAUAUAUAUAUAUGUAUUUAUAUAUAUAUAUAUAUAUAUACAUAUUCACCAUCGACGACGUAUAAACUUCCCUAGCUUUUACGCUCUUAUCGUAUUCGUAUAAAAAAAGCGGUGACUUUUGAAGGAACUUCGGUAAGCGGAAACUCCUCGGAUAUACCGUGCACACGCUCUCUUUGAGAGCUUUUCCCGAGCAUCCAAGAGUCAGUUCGAUCGUUGCUCCAUUCGAAGACGACGACGACGACGACGACGUCGACGUAGACGACGACGGAUGGUUCCCCCGUUUUGAUCUCCCAUCGAAGAUCCUGCUAUCCCCUCUACACUUUCUGGUCGAAAUAUAUAUACACUUGGACGUUAAGAAUUCUACCUUUUCGAGUGAUCGACUGGUGUAUGUCCGAGCUCGUCGGCGAUUCGCCCAGGUGAGAUCACGUCGGCGAACUUUGAAGAUUUCACACGAGAAUAACAUAACGGCGAUGAAGAUGAGCAAAGUGGGCAAUCAGACGAAUUCGCAGGACCCACAGGCAGUGAAUUCCCGUGUGUUCGUCGGCAAUCUAAACACGUUUCAGUGCAGUAAGACCGAUGUGGAGCGAAUGUUUCAACGUUACGGUCGUCUAGCCGGGAUUUCCAUGCACAAAGGAUACGCCUUCGUACAAUUCACGAAUCCCUUUGACGCACGCAGCGCCUGUCUUGGGGAAGAUGGCCGUACCGUUCUCAGCCAGAUACUCGACGUCAAUAUGGUGGCCGAGCCGAAACCUCAUCAGACCGGCCGUAAGCGUCAGAAUGUUACCAAAACUGGAAACGAUUGGGACUACUACUAUGACAGUUACUAUGCAUCGACCGCUUUUCCACCUCGUUUGGCACCGCCACUGAAAAGACCUCGUUUAAUGCCACCGGCCCGAUCCCAACAUCCGAAGCAACAGAAACAACAGCCGAGCAACAACACCGCCGCAGUGCCAGAUUUGAAUCAACUCAAAGUAUACAGUAAUCCAGACAUACUUAUAUGCGGCAACUGCAGGGAUAUGUUCACCGAUCUCGGGGAGCUUCUCGAACACAAGCGGAACUACUGCAAACUGCGGUUCACAUGUAAAUGUCACACCUUCAACGGAGCCGCCCCAAGAGACUCUACGACGGCACUGCUCUGUGUGCUUUGCAAGGUGUCCUUUCCAACGGCAUGGGAAUUGAUGGUUCACGCUCAAGCUGCUCAUAUGAUAAACAUCUACGAACUUGGUACACGGCCACAGAGUCCAAGAUCAACGCAAAGUCCACCGCAAAGUCCGAGCCAGCACGCCAAGGAAUCGUCGCCUUCGCCUCAGGACUUUCAAGAGAUCAAAGCCACGGAUUGCGAGGAACGCGUCGAAGAGGAGGAUCUUGACGGGCACGAACUAAUACCAUCCCCUGACAGUGGCAAGUCAACGGACAACGAGGCCGCUCUAUCUCCGAUCAAAAUACGAUCCGACGUUAAUGGCCUGGAUCACGAGGAUUGCGACGAAUUGAUCCAGGUCGAGAACACAGCUCAGGCCUGCAUCAUGCACGCCCUUAGCAUCGACUCGUCGUCGUUGGAGCUCAACUCCGACACGAACUCGAGGGGAAGUUCUGGCCCGGUCAUGGCGUUGACUAAUGGAUCCUUGUCCGCGAAGGAAUAAGUCAGAAAGAAUUAACCAAAGGAAUAUGGUCUUCCCUAACCUAGGGAUUCCUGAACCAACGCCACCAACGAGACAUAUCGAUCUCCUUUUAAGGAUAUACAUGCAUACAUACAUACACUUAAACAGAGAUAUACACACAGAGAACCGCCAUGUAUAUAGCUUAAAUGCCUAAGAAAUAAUUCAGGGUCGUUCCAUGCCAUAUACUCAAGCCCAUCUCGGACAUUGCGAAUUUUCGGUAUCAAUCGAGAAGGAAUCGUGGAAAGGGCCGGGGAUGAGAAGGUGAAAUAUUAUCAGGAGAAUUCGAGACUAUCGAACAAAGAUCAAGCGUUUUGCCAUCUUCCGUUGGAAUUUCGACGUUCGACUCCUAGACAGUUCGUGAUUCUAGUCAAACACACAUAUGUAGACACACACACAGAGAAAGAAAAAGAGAUACAGAGAGAGAGAGAGAGAGAGACCUAAAUUCAUAAAUGAUAAAUGAAGAAGGCUAUUCUCUAAAAGUCUGGGAGUAUUUUAUCGAACGCCGAAAUUUGACCUAUUCAAAUUCUACGAUAAAGAAAGAAAAUAGAGAGAAAAGCGAAAUUUGAUUCACGAUUAGAUCUGUCCUAGGAACGUGCCGUUAAAACCGAUGGUCCCCUUCUCUCAAAGAAUAAAUUCGAUGCGUUUAAAUUAAAACGUGGUUCUCGCGAAAAUAAUCGAACCAAGAAAAAGAAAGAAAAAGAAAGAGAGAGAGAGAGAGAGAGAAAGAAAAUAAAAAAUAGGACAACGAUUUGUUUCUUCAACUUGGAAUCGAAUGUUUCUCAUCUGUGAUAAUAUUGUGAAUCGCUUUGCUUUGAUCGAUAAGUCUAUAAAAUAUUUUUACUUUAGACAAUGCGCGAAUCGAAAUCGAAAUGAUAAUGAAUGUUACGAGUUUCGAAAUGCGAAAAAAAAAAAAAAAAUAACGAAGAUAAAACGAAACGAUUUUAUUUCUUUGAAUCUCUUUUCGAAUCCCCCGAUCCGUUUCACGUAGCGGGUAGCAAGUCUGUAAAUGAAACGAAUGAAAAAAUAAUGCUCUUAACUUUUCUUUUCUCCCCCUUUCGUUCUUUAAUGCGAAUUUAGUUGUUAGAAAAUCAUUUUAGAAGUAGAACAUAUAUAUAGAGGUAAUCAGACCGUCCGUACGUGGUAGACUCUACGAAGGAUUUAUAGAUAAAGGUUUCUUCUGAAUACACAAGGUACAGAAAGAGAGAGAGAGAGAGAGAGAGAGAGAGAGAGAGAGAGAGAGAGAGAGAGAGAGAGAGAGAGAGAGAGAAAGAGAGAGAGAGGAAAGCGAAAGAGGGGAUGACACGAGCACGGUGAUGCGAUGUAAAUAAAGAAUAUUUUUUGCGUUACUUUACAUACAUACACACUUGCAAAACGGUGAUGAUGGGAAAAAAGUAAAAAAAAAAAAAAAAAAUGAAAAAAAAAAAAACAAAAAAAAAAACAAAAGAAAAAAAAAAAGAAAAAAAUACCAAACGAAAAGAGAGAAAGGAAGAUUAAUUACCUCUUAGAGAGUUGUAAAUAUACGCUUGUAAUUUAAGUUAGUGCUUAAAAAGAAAAAAGAAGAAAAAGAAAAAAAAAAAAAAAGAAAAAAAAAAGGAGGAAAAAAAUGAAGAAAAAAAAAAAGUCAUUAAAAAAAUCGCGAGAAAGCGAGAGAAAGAGAAAAACGAAGAGAUAAAGGUCAGUGAUCUAUUGUCUUAUUGAGAGUACGAUUACGGAAAUAAGGAAUAUUUUAUCCGCACGUAUAAAGAAUCCUUUGGACGUUCGCAAAAGUUGUUUCGCCUUUAAUUAAGUGUUUUUUUAUUUUCUUUUUUUUUUCCCUUUCUUUUCUUUUUUUUUUUUUUUCAAAUACAUAAAUACAUAAAAUAUGUCGACAUGUACCGUUAUGGCAUGGAAUCGACCUAUAUCAUUUAUCGAGUAAGGUAUUUUAAAUUUAAAAUUAUUAGUCGAACAUAAAAGCGGGGAUUGAUCGUGAAAAAUGUUCGUUUCAUGAUUCGCAAGGCUCCUCCUCCAAUCUUAUUAUAUGACCUUCCUUUUGUAGCGCUCACACGAUGACGUAUACAUGCACGUAUACAUAUUACCCACACACGUAUGCAACACGCCGCAAAGAAAGAAAGAAAAGUAAAAAAAAAGGGGGGGGGGGAGGGAGAGAGAGAGAGAGAGAGAGAGAAAUGAAAUUCAAAAAACAUAUUAAAGUUUUUCGAAAAACGAAGAAUUAGCGUGCAAUAAUUGUUAAGACGUUCAAUAUGUAUUUUUGAUGAUGUAUGAAUCCAAUUUUCUUCCAUUAAGAAGAUGAGAGAGAAAGAGAGAGAGAGAUAGAGAGAGAGGGAGAGAUAGAAAAAGCGUCGUUUGAUUUAACCCUUGCCUUCGCUAAUUUUCUUCUUUUUCCUUUUUCUUUCUUCUUUUCGUUCAUCUCGCCUGUGAAUCGCAUUAUCGUAGAGCAGAGUUUGGAAACUUUACACAAACGAUCGUAUUAACCGAGUGACAAUCCAGCGAUUCGUUUCCAAGGGCGACAGAAAAAAAAAAAAAGAAGAGAAUAAAAAAAAAAAAAAAAGAAAAAAAAGAAAGAAAAAAGGAAAGUCUUUAAUUAAUUACUCUACACGUGCGAUCAAUGAUGGAAUAGAAAAAUUCCAUUGAUUUUUCUUCUAUCCUUAAUUUUUCAUCGUAGCGAAGAACUUUCGUGAACAAAAAGUAAUAGAAAAAGAAAUAGAAAAAGAGAAGAAGAAAAAUGAAUGUACGGAAUUAUGUUUUAUGAACGUAAUGCCUUUUUUCAUUCUUGCUCUUUCAUUUUCCGAAGCAGUUCGCUUCGUGGGAAAUAAUCCAAAGUGUGUCCAUAAGAGAUACGAUUAAAAAAAAAAAAAAAAAAAAAAGGGGA
Molecule: messenger RNA, 5168 nt
Organism: Vespa velutina
Lineage: Eukaryota; Metazoa; Arthropoda; Insecta; Hymenoptera; Vespidae
Exons: 12
Coding region: 1112-2281 (389 amino acids)
Cellular component (GO): nucleus
Molecular function (GO): RNA binding
Source: RefSeq, a predicted model, not a curated record